Messenger RNA from Caretta caretta (loggerhead turtle), 1732 nucleotides. NCBI's taxonomy places the organism in Eukaryota, Metazoa, Chordata, Testudines, Cheloniidae. The record is from RefSeq and is a predicted model, not a curated record.
CUCCCCUCCAGCCUCCCGGCUCCAGCCCCCCACCCCUGCGGCACCUGCCCAUCCCCCCGAACCCCACAGCUGCUCCCCAAUGGCCUUCCAGGGCCCCAACCCCGCCCUCCAGACCCAGCUGUGUAGCAAUGUUCUGGGGGCACUGACAGGGCUGAUCCAGCCCCCCCUGGCAGCUGGGCUGGGGGCGCCCCAGAAAUUUUACUGCCCCGCUGGGGUGCAGGGGGGGUCGCCCCAACAGCAGCAUCAGCCGGCGCUGGCCCAGACCCCGCCGGCCCCGGCCCGAAUGACGGGGGAACCCGAACCGGAUCGGCCCAUCGGCUACGGCGCCUUCGGAGUCGUGUGGUCGGUCACGGACCCCCGGGACGGGAAGCGGGUCGCCCUGAAGAAGAUGCCGAAUGUUUUCCAGAAUCUCGUCUCCUGCAAACGGGUGUUUCGGGAACUCAAGAUGCUCUGUUCCUUCAAACAUGAGAACGUGCUGUCAGCGCUGGAUAUCCUGCAGCCCCCCCAGAUCGACUGCUUUGAGGAGAUCUACGUGCUCACGGAGCUGAUGCAGAGCGACCUGCACAAGGUGAUCGUGUCCCCCCAGCCGCUGAGCGCCGAGCACAUCAAGGUCUUCCUCUACCAGAUCCUGCGCGGUCUGAAAUAUUUGCACUCGGCCGGCGUUCUCCAUCGGGACAUCAAGCCAGGGAACCUGCUGGUGAACAGCAACUGCGUCCUCAAGAUCUGCGACUUCGGGCUGGCGCGGCUGGAGGAGCCGGACGAGGGGCAGCCCAUGACGCAGGAGGUGGUGACCCAGUACUACCGGGCCCCCGAGAUCCUCAUGGGCACCCCCCACUACGGAGCCCCCGUCGACCUCUGGGCCGUCGGCUGCAUCUUCGCCGAGCUGCUGAGCCGGCGGGUUCUCUUCCAGGCCCCCAGCCCCAUCCAGCAGCUGGACCUGAUCACCGACCUACUCGGCACCCCCCCUCCCCACGCCCUGCGCUCGGCCUGCGAGGGGGCCCGGGCCCACGUGCUGCGGGGCGCCCACAAACCGCCCGCGCUGUCCGUGCUGCACCUGCUGUCGGGGGAGGCGACCCACGAGGCCGUUCACCUGCUCUGCCGUCUGCUGGUCUUCGACCCCGCCCGGCGGAUCUCGGCGCGGGAGGCUCUGGCCCACCCGUACCUGCAGGAGGGGCGACUCCGCUUCCACACGACCAUCUGCCGCUGCUGCCCCCGCCUGGCCUCGGGGCGCGUCUACGCCCCCGACUUGGAGCCCCCCGCGGCCCCCCGCUUCGACGACGCCGACGAGCGGGCCCUGCACUCCGUCUGGCAGGCCAAAGAGCUGGUUCACAGCUUCAUCCUGGAUCAGCAGAAGGGGACACGGGUCCCACUGUGCAUCAACCCCAACUCGGCCGCCUUCAAAACCUUCAUCCGGUCGACGGCCUGGCAUUCGUCGAAAGUUUCGAAGAAGGACGAGAGAUGAAGGCGGCUGGCAGCAGAUUUGGGGUUCGGGGGUGGCCAGACGGAAAGAGAAAGGGGGGGACGGAGCCAGCCGGCCGCGGCGGGACACACCCCGAAUUGCCUGCUGAACUGGUGGGGAAAAGACCAAGGGUCCUGGAGCUGAAAUCAAAGGGACCCCUCGAGUCCGUGCCGCAACACAGCCGCCCCAGCCCCCCCCGAACCUCCCUGCACCCCCAAACCCCCUGAGUCUGCACUGGGAAUACGGCCACCCCCUGAGCCCCCCUAAACCCCC